CUCUCCCCGCGGGUCUGGCUGCACCGCGCGCUUGUGCCCGGGCCUGGAGGUGUCUCCCGCCCAGCUGUCCAGGCCGUGGCGCGGAGGCACGACGCUCCACAGGCCCCAGAGUGGUGCCUAGGCCUGUCCGUGUGGGCACACCACCGUGCCCUGCAGCCGUGACCCGUGGGCCAUCCCGAAUGGCGCUGCAGGUGGCUCACCAACUCCCAGAGGCACAUCUCCUUUCUUCGCCACGCCGCCCUGCUAAGGAUGUGUCCUGCAAACAGUCCGAACCCCUAACCUCCCCCAGUGCGUUUGACAAGGCAUCCUCAAACCUGGCUGCUGCGAGAGUUGUUCGUUAGUCCAGAGUGGAGCAGCCAGCAGCCCUCCGCACGCGAGGGCGGCCGGUGCAGGAGCCCGCGCUGGGAUGAGCAGCCGAGUCCCGCUGGCAGAGAAGGCCCUGUCGGAAGGCUACGCCCGCCUAAGGUACAGGGACACUUCCUUGCUCAUCUGGCAACAGCAGCAGCAGAAGUUGGAAUUUGUGCCACCUGGGACAUACCUGAGCAGGAGCCGAAGCAUGUGGUACUCACAGUAUGGAAACGAGGCCAUUUUAGUCAGAGACAGAAACAAGCUUGAGGUCUCCCGAGACACAGGACAAUCCAAGUUUUGCAUAAUUAUGUAAUUCCAGUGUGGAAAGCUGCACUCAAGUGCCAAGCCUUGAGGAAAGAGAGACUAAUUUGUUCCGUGGUCCUGUUCAUUUCUUGUCGGAGAUCUUAAAGACCACGAAGAUUGAGCUCCUGUGUAAGAACCCAAGAAGCCCAGC
This is a messenger RNA of Ictidomys tridecemlineatus (thirteen-lined ground squirrel), 802 nucleotides long. It is a transcript of the gene Brd3os, whose product is annotated as BRD3 opposite strand. Lineage: Eukaryota; Metazoa; Chordata; Mammalia; Rodentia; Sciuridae. The record is from RefSeq and is a predicted model, not a curated record.